This is a messenger RNA of Sclerotinia sclerotiorum 1980 UF-70, 1479 nucleotides long. RefSeq lists its product as hypothetical. Lineage: Eukaryota; Fungi; Ascomycota; Leotiomycetes; Helotiales; Sclerotiniaceae. The transcript is spliced from 2 exons. The coding region runs from base 1 to 1479 and encodes 492 amino acids. The record is from RefSeq and is a predicted model, not a curated record.
AUGGUUUCGCAGGCAGAACCGACCAAUUCGCUCUCUAUUCGAGGUCCUUCGUCGGUUGCUUCAAGAGCGAGUACAUCAAGGCAUCAUCGUCGCCAUGGACGUAGUCACACGGGAACUUCAUCAUACAUACCGCAGAAUGAUUUUCCCGUCUUCACGCACACGGGGGAUGUGGAAAUUAUUGUAAAAGCUGGCACGAAAACGAAUCGAUAUUUAUUACACCGACUUAUCUUGACGAAUUGUUCCGGAUUCUUCGAGGCGAGCACAGGUCAGGAAUGGUCGAGGGCUACUGAGGUUGGAGGUUCGGGUGGAGGGGAAUUGGCUAGGAUAGGUGAAGAAUCGGGCAGUGAUGCGGGAAGGAAUGAAGCAGGACCAAAGAGGAGAUGGAGGUAUGAGUUGGAUAGCGGACCUAAUAAUGACGAUAUACCAAUGUUGGUUCAAAAGCCGGAAUCAUCUCUUUCCCUUUUCGGCGCAAACGAUACUCGGCCACCACCUCCUGUUCGAAACAAACCUCCUUCAUCCAACCCAUCCUUCUUUCGCUCCGUCGCAAACCUAUCCAUCACCUCGCAUUCCACUCCUGCGCCUCCACAAAUAACACAAGAAGAUCAAGAUUUGCUCAACGAUUACGAUAAUUUGUUUCGAAUCUUCUACAAUCAUUCUCCACUUCUCGAUUCGAUUGAUAUAGCUACCGCAUAUAUACAAUGCAAAUCACUUCUUACACUCGCGGAUCUCUACGAUGCUCUUACGGUUGUUGGACCGCGCAUUGAUCACCAUCUUCUACAAUUCCAAGGACGUCUCUGGAAACAAAUCGCUAAAUAUCCAUCUUCAUAUCUCAAACUUGGCUAUCUCUCUCAAUCGAAAACGAUAUUUGGAGAAGCUCUCAUACAUGUUGUAGGCGCUUGGCCUGCAGAGGAUAAAGUAGAAGAUUUGAGGGAUAUGGUUGGAAGUGUUGAAGGGCAAUUAUUUCGAUUAACGCUAUUGACUGCGAGGGGCGAGAGAGUCAAUCCGGGUAAUGCAUAUGCGGAUUGGUUGGUCGUAAGUUUAUUUAGGCAGUGGCUAGCUGAGAAUACAUCACCGCCUCCCGCACCUCCUCAACCACUUCCUCGAUCUCCCCGUCAUACUAGUGGUUCUCAUAAUACACACCAUUCGCGCGCCUCUUCUUUAACAAUCACUCAACAUCAACAACCUCCUCCAUCAACUAUAUCGCAAAAUCAACAGAUUGGCAGGACAUUUAAAAUGUUGGGAAAUGCGUCGAAUGGCGCCUAUCUAGGACAUGAAGACUGCAAGAGAUUUUUGAAGUUGACGCCAGAGCAUUAUAGUAGGGAGGGAUUAAAGAGGUUUGAGAGGAGGAUGGAUGAAAUGAAGGAGAUGGCUCGAAGGGUGGUGGAACCAUUGAUGAGGUGUGGAUUGGAAGGGGAGGGGAUGGCGGUGGGGUAUUUGACGUGUACGAGGGUGGAGGAAAGGGACUUUGUUUGGUUGUAG